Bubalus bubalis (water buffalo) is the source of this 939-nucleotide messenger RNA. It is a transcript of the gene RPL7A, whose product is annotated as ribosomal protein L7a. NCBI's taxonomy places the organism in Eukaryota, Metazoa, Chordata, Mammalia, Artiodactyla, Bovidae. The record is from RefSeq and is a predicted model, not a curated record. Gene Ontology annotation, cellular component: ribonucleoprotein complex. The coding region runs from base 85 to 885 and encodes 266 amino acids. The transcript has 8 exons. Gene Ontology annotation, biological process: ribosome biogenesis.
CAGGCGCCAAUUCUCGCGAUCUCCGAGGACGCCUACAAAUUACCCACAAUACCUGGUCCUUUCUCUCUACGCCAGCCCUUCAAGAUGCCGAAGGGAAAGAAGGCCAAGGGGAAGAAGGUGGCCCCGGCCCCGGCCGUGGUGAAGAAGCAGGAGGCCAAGAAGGUGGUCAACCCCCUGUUCGAGAAGAGGCCCAAGAAUUUUGGCAUUGGACAGGACAUCCAACCCAAGAGGGACCUCACCCGCUUUGUCAAAUGGCCCCGCUACAUCCGGCUGCAGCGGCAAAGGGCUAUUCUCUAUAAGCGGCUGAAAGUGCCUCCUGCAAUUAACCAGUUCACCCAGGCCUUGGACCGACAAACAGCUACUCAACUGCUUAAGCUGGCCCACAAAUACAGACCAGAGACAAAGCAAGAGAAGAAGCAGAGGCUGCUGGCCCGAGCUGAGAAGAAAGCCGCCGGCAAAGGCGAUGUCCCCACCAAGAGGCCACCUGUCCUUCGAGCAGGGGUCAACACGGUCACCACCCUGGUGGAGAACAAGAAGGCUCAGCUGGUGGUGAUCGCUCACGACGUGGAUCCCAUUGAGCUCGUGGUCUUCCUGCCUGCCCUGUGCCGCAAGAUGGGGGUUCCCUACUGCAUCAUCAAGGGCAAGGCCCGGCUGGGGCGCCUGGUCCACAGGAAGACGUGCACCACCGUAGCCUUCACGCAAGUCAACUCGGAGGACAAGAGUGCCCUGGCUAAGCUGGUGGAAGCCAUCAGGACCAAUUACAACGACAGAUACGACGAGAUCCGUCGUCACUGGGGAGGCAACGUCCUGGGGCCGAAGUCAGUGGCUCGCAUCGCCAAGCUGGAAAAGGCGAAGGCCAAAGAGCUGGCCACCAAGCUGGGCUGAGUGUGCACUAUGGAGUUUUCUGUACAUAAAAGUAAUAAAAAAGAUUCUCCUUCA